Molecule: messenger RNA, 453 nt
Organism: Amaranthus tricolor (Joseph's coat)
Lineage: Eukaryota; Viridiplantae; Streptophyta; Magnoliopsida; Caryophyllales; Amaranthaceae
Exons: 4
Coding region: 1-453 (150 amino acids)
Source: RefSeq, a predicted model, not a curated record
AUGGUGGGUUUGAAGCAGGUUUUGAAGAUGAAUAAUUUAUGGUUUUCAGAAGAAGAUGAAUGGCGAAAAUGGCGGGUUUGCUUGAGAGAAUACAACAGUAUUCGUAGCAAACAAAUUGAACUUUCUUUUUCAAAUUUUGUUGGACUUAAUCUCCAACUAAUUGGUCUCGCCCCAGUGGUAGAAGUGAAGAGGUGUAGUGAAAGGAUUAAGCUCGUUAGAAUAGUAGUAGGGGAAGAGAUUAUAUCGGUCAUUAGUGCUUAUGGGCCUCAAGUUGGGAACGAUGAGCAAGUAGAGCAAAAGUUUUGGGACAACCUUGGAGACAGUGUGUGGAAUGAGAGUGGGGAAAACUUGCUUGAGUUUGCAUUAGUAAAGAAGUUGCUUAUAACAAACGUGAUCUUUAGAAAGAAGGAUAAACACUUGAUAACGUACAACAGUGGUGGGCAUGAGACCUAA